GGCCGGGAUAUAUACCGCCUCCGGCGCUCCAGCCGUUGCUCUCCACUCUUUAUAACACAGCACGGCAGAACACACGCGCACCACUUGCUUUGCUCUCCCUAGCUAGCUCGCCCACGUUUGAGGAGAGGCGCGCGAGGAUGGGGAAUUGCCAGGCGGCGGAGGCGGCGGCGGCGGUGGUCCAGCACCCCGGCGGGCGCGUGGAGCGGCUGUACUGGGCCACCAGCGCGGCGGAGGUGAUGCGCGCCAACCCGGGCCACUACGUCGCGCUCGUCACGCUCCGGGUCGCCGAGGAGCGCCACGAGAACGCCGACGGCACCGGCGCGCGGCGCACCGUGCGCCUCACCCGCUUGAAGCUCCUCAAGCCCAAGGAGACGCUCCUCCUCGGCAACGUCUACCGACUCAUCACCUCCCACGAGGUGACCAAGGCGGUCCAGGCGAGGAAGGAGGAGAAGAUGACCAAGGCGCGGCAGCAGCUCGAGCAGCUCGAGUCGUCGUUGUCGAGGCAGAGCAAGGCCCGGCCGACGGCGGACGACGUCGAGGACGAUGACGACGACGAGGCGAGCUUGGACGCGAGUCUCGAGCAGUUGGCACGGCAAGACGGAGACCCCUGCGCCCACCGGAGCUCCGGCGCCCGGCACCAGCAGUGGAGGCCCUCGCUGCACAGCAUCGACGAGGCCGCGAGCUGAUGCUUCCGGCCAGCCAUUCACCGGCGGACCUGCAUUUUCAGCGUUCACCCGGCCAAGGUCGAUUAAUUAGCUCGCAUGGGUUUGCUGCGUUCGAGUCUGCUUGACACCCCUCAGAUGGGAGGACCGCUCCUGAAGUGACUCGGUCGUUCGGAGCGUGUCCCGGAUCCAUCAUCCAGACGAGCAGGCCGGCGCCGCCGGAUGGCAUGGAGCAGGUCCUCCCAUCGGAGGGGUGGCACAACAAGAGAAGGGCAAGGACGCCGUUUCGCGGGAAAGACUCACAACAUCGUGCACCAUGGCAAUGGGCGCGACGAGAUGCUUUAGCAAGGCGAGAAUGAGCGUGGGGGCGCCCGUUCCCAGCUGUGUGAAAGUUGUGUUCGGCAUAUUUGAUAGAGCUCCUAUGAACAAUGGACGGGCUGAGCGCAUUGGAUUACUAGUCACUCCUACGCUGGCUGUGACCGUGCUUGUCGACCCGGCAGCGAUCAUGGAGGAGACAUAAAUUUAGUCACCAAAGGAUACUCAAGGAAGCUGCGUGUACCCGAAAUUUUCUUGUGUGAUUUGCAUUCCCUUGGUUGAUUUAUAUGAUUGGUAUGCUUAUCAGUGUUUUGUA
Molecule: messenger RNA, 1293 nt
Organism: Lolium perenne
Lineage: Eukaryota; Viridiplantae; Streptophyta; Magnoliopsida; Poales; Poaceae
Source: RefSeq, a predicted model, not a curated record